Molecule: messenger RNA, 1403 nt
Organism: Cryptomeria japonica (Japanese cedar)
Lineage: Eukaryota; Viridiplantae; Streptophyta; Pinopsida; Cupressales; Cupressaceae
Product: leucine-rich repeat extensin-like protein 4
Exons: 1
Coding region: 51-1403 (450 amino acids)
Molecular function (GO): protein binding
Source: RefSeq, a predicted model, not a curated record
AAGCUGCCUCAAUCCAUCAGCCAGGCAUCACAGGAGGGUUUCACUCCACAAUGCAUCAAUUGGGUAUUGUUGGUGUGGCAGUUUGGCAUUUCGGUUGUGUUUUGUUCUUCUUAUAUCAGCUGGAAACUGUGUUGGGUGAUGUGGGAAGGCCAUUGGAAGCUUCAAAUAACAUAUGCAGGCAGCUGAUGACCAUGGAAGAAAAAGAUUUUGAGUUUCCUAAGAGGGUUGUGGUUGACCCAAGUCUGAAAUUCCCUAAUCCAAGGCUUAGGAAUGCUUACAUUGCUCUCCAAGCAUGGAAAUCUGCUAUUUCCAGUGAUCCUUCCAAUGUGACUGGCAACUGGGUUGGAGCAAAUGUGUGCAGCUACAAUGGUGUUUUCUGUGCCCCUGCAUUGGACAACAGCAGCAUUCAAGUUGUAGCUGGCAUUGAUCUGAAUCAUGCAGACAUUGCAGGCUAUCUUCCACAGGAGCUUGGUCUGCUCACAGAUCUUGCCUUGUUUCAUGUCAAUACCAAUAGGUUCUGUGGCAUUGUGCCUCACAGCUUCAGGAAGCUCAGACUGCUGUUUGAGCUGGAUAUGAGCAAUAACAGAUUUGUUGGGCCAUUUCCCAAUGUAUUCAUCUCGUUGCCUUCAUUGAAGUACUUGGACAUUAGAUUCAAUGAUUUUGAAGGUCAGCUGCCAUCUCAGCUCUUUGACAAGAAUCUGGAUGCCAUCUUUGUUAAUAACAACAGGUUUCAGUUUGAUAUUCCAUCCAAUCUGGGGAGCUCCCCUGUUUCUGUUGUUGUUCUGGCCAACAAUCAACUGAAGGGAUGCUUGCCUUCCAGCAUUGGCAACAUGGCUGCUACUCUGAAUGAGAUCAUUGUUCUCAACAACAACUUAUCAGCCUGCCUGCCUUCUGAGAUUGGUCUGUUGACAUCUGUGACAGUUUUUGAUGUGAGUUUCAACAAGUUUGUAGGUACUCUGCCAAUCAGCAUUGGGGGAAUGGUGAGCUUAGAGCAGCUGAAUGUUGCACACAACAUGCUUUCAGGAUUGAUUCCUCAGAUCAUCUGUGCACUGCCCAACCUGAUCAACUUCACAUAUUCCUACAACUUCUUCACAGGGGAGGCACCCAGUUGCUUGGCUCUGCCAUCCAGAGGAGUCGUGUUCAAUGACCGGUCCAACUGCAUUCCUGGUAGGCCUGCACAACGUUCUUUCAGGCAAUGUGCUUCAUUCCUUUCUCGUCCAGUUGAUUGUUCUUCAUUUAGGUGCAAUGCUUUUCCAUCACCAACUCAGCGAUCUCCUGCUCUUCCAUCUCAUCACCUCCUGUUCAUCAUUAUACUCAUCCUCCACCCCUGCAUUAUUCACAUCCUCCCAUUCAUCAUUAUACUUAUUUUCCACCACCUCCAGAAGAUGAUUCCGAUCCAAUAG